Molecule: messenger RNA, 916 nt
Organism: Electrophorus electricus (electric eel)
Lineage: Eukaryota; Metazoa; Chordata; Actinopteri; Gymnotiformes; Gymnotidae
Gene: myct1b
Product: myc target 1b
Cellular component (GO): nucleoplasm
Source: RefSeq, a predicted model, not a curated record
GGGUGCUCUGGUACGCUUGGAUUUGACCACAUGUGAUUUGCCUUACUGUUCAUAUGUGCUAUGGCUGCAAAUGAAAAUAAUGGCAUCUUGGAGAUACUAAAAACAUUUGAUAUUGAGGAACUGACCCUGGCCUUCUGCUUAUCAAUGCUGGUUGGUCUUCUGAUUGGAAUCCUGAUUUUCAUCUUCUUAACAUGGAUGUCUAGACGGAGAGCCUCAGUAAGGAUUACCACACAUCCGAAAAAACAGGCAAGAUCUAGCCGGACAGGCAACACCCGCACUCAGCUGGGCCUCUAUAGGAGUAAUGGAUUCAACCUUAGCAGCGAUGGCACAGACAGAACUGCAUUAAACCUUCAGAGACAGACUUCUGUCGACCCUAAUGAACUGCUGGGCCAGAGCCCCAGCUUCCAAGCAUCCACCUUUCGGCCACCGAAGAAAAAGGCCAGCAGUGAGAUAACAGAUGAGAACCAGGGAGCUCUGCUUCAUAACUCCACUAGCACCAGUCCAGCUGCGACAGAUCCUUAUAACACGAGCCAGUCAGAGUCGUUCUGGUUAGGGAAAGGCACUCUGAGAGGCUUCCUCCCCACACAAACCCCUCCACCUGCCUAUGACAGUGUCAUUCAUGUUUUUCAAACUCACACCUGAGUCUACCAAGAUGUGGGCAUUUGAGAAGGAAGUUCAUAUGUGCUUCAUGGUUGUGUGUGCAUUUGUAGCCGGUGAUAAAAGGACUCUUAAGCACGGAGGGCUCUACGUUUACCUUCCUUAUCUUCUUACUCCUUACUUGCUGUGCAGAUCUUUGUUUAGCAGCAUGCUAAGUGAGGAGCAUGCAGGACUCGUUACAACUGUAUAUAUUCUAUUGUGCAUAAAUGUAAUUUAAACAUUUUUUAAAAUAUAUAAACAAUAAAUUGGUGCAAUGCAA